UAGAUAACCGGUGGAAUGAUUAAGUCACUGCUGCUACGUUUUGAGAAACAUAUGCAAGGUAGUGUUCAUAUAGAAUCUUAGAACAGUUAUAAAAUGACAAAAAAAAGCAAAAAGAAACAUAUCUAAAGGAGCGAAAGCAAGGGUUUAUUAUUUACCAAUUCCUGAUGAAGUGUUUAUCAUUUACACAUCUAAUUUCUCGUACAGUUUAGUAUGCACAUAAGCCAUGCAUGAUCGCAUCACAGGUUACCCAUCCGUUCGGAUAGAAUGCAAGGAAUCGUCACUCAUACCUCAGAAUUAGCAUAUAUGGACUGUUCGGGAUCAUCACAACGAUUGCUUUACAACCGCCUUUCAUAAAGCCCUGCCAUCCAAGGCACAAAAGCUAAAACUUAACCUAGAACUUGAUCGAUCGAGCCAAAAGGACAUUCCUCAGCCCCACCACUUCUUCUGGCCCCCCGAUUCCACACUCUUCGUUGUAAAGUAGCCGAAUGGCAUCACCUGCUUGCUUUCAUCUGAAACAUAUCCACAGUUCUUUGAGCCCAUCUGAUUCCUUGCCCCCAUCCUUUCUUUUCUUUUCCUAGCUUUCCACCUCCCUCAUUCUUCUCUUCUCUUCUCCCACCUAUAGGACCUUUCAUCCAUCCAUUCAUCCACCACCACCACCACCACCACCACCACCUUCCCUUCCUCCUCUCUUCUUCUCUACGUCAGGUCACUCAUCACCAGUACACAAAUAGGAAGCCAAGAACACCACUCCAGACCAAUGCCAAGAGAAAGCCAAGAACAGCACUCCCAAAGCCGCGGAACCCACCCAAGGCAUCCCAAGCUCGGGCGGGGGCAGCCCACCCACCCGGCCUGGUGGUUCGCCGGGGCCUGCUGCGCCCUCAUGUGGACCAUCAUCAUCCUCGGCGGCCUCCUCGUCCUCAUAUUUUACCUCGUCUUCCGCCCCAAGAGCCCCCGCCUGGACAUCCAGAGCGCCACCCUCAACGCCGCCUACCUCGACACCGGCGGCCUCCUCAACGCCGACGUCACGAUCCUCGCCAACUUCUCGAAUCCGAACCGCAAGGUGAACGUGGCCUUCAGCUACGUGCAGGUGGACCUCUUCUUCCUGGGGACGAUGGUCGCGUCGCAGGCGGUGGAACCGUUCGCCGAGCGGCAUAGGCAGUCGGCGCUGAAGAACUUGCACAUGGUGGCGAGCGAGGUGGCGCUGCCGCGGGAGGCCGCGGAGGAGUGGCGGCGGGGGACGUCGGAGGAGGGGGUGGCGCUGGAGUUAGCGGGGAGGUUCAGGACGCGGUCGGACUUUGGCAAGUGGAUCCACUUCACAUACUGGCUCUAUGGGCGGUGCACCAUCGUGAUCGGCGCGCCCCCCAGCGGAGUUCUGAUAUCCAGCCGGUGUAGGACGAAACGCUGAAAACAAUCGAUCGGGUGGCUUCAUAAAUUUCUACUUUAUUAGUUAAUCUUUUUAAUCUUUGCUUUGCUCGCCCGUGAGCACAGCUAGAUGGAAGUGGUUCUCUAUAUCCAAUGGAAAUGGAUGAUUCGAGUGAAUGACUGAUUAGAAUUUUUGGACUUGCUAAAUUUGGUAAGACACGCAUGAAUCAAGAUGCAACGGGCGAUAGGUUGUUGCUGUCCGACUCUCACCUUGAGUAAAUUUUAUUCAGAAAGUAGUCAGAUUCUGCAGCAAUUCCCUAACUAAAGCACUCGUGAUGGCUGACAAGUAGAACCUGAGACGAUUUAUGAUGCAAUAAGGGUUGCUAAAAGCUACAAUUUUGAUUUGUUCAAUGUUGUACCCUAAAAGGAACUAAUAAAUCGAAUCCCACUCUUUACACAUAAGGAGAAAGAUUACUAAUCCCCAAAAAGAAGCAAAGGAUAACCGAUCCUAAAGCUUUACUCCCGAUUAUGUCCCAUCUGGUUUAGUAUGGUCAGUUCAUCUGAUUUUGUAUACCGCUAGCAGCUCAAAUUACCUAUAAAAACUUAAAGGGGAGUUUGCCUAAUUUGGAAAACAAAAGGCGCAUAAAACUGAUCAAACUGGACGGCCAAAUCAAUAAACUAUGAACCUCAGGCCUGACAAUUAUCCAAUUGCGCCGUACCUCAAGACGGUUACGCACAAGCGGGAUUUAUUAUGAGAAAUAUUACUUUGACAAUGCAGGUGGAAAACUCUGUAUGGGACCGGGCGCAAUUUACUCGGUUCGAUCCUCAUUUACCUUUCGUCCAACACAAUGGUGCCCAUUGCAGUGCUACGGUGUUUGGAGCAUUGGUUCCGAGAUUUCAUUUAGUGGGGGCCGGGGGGCAACAGUGGUGUCCAUCUCCGGCAUGGGACACGAUCUGCCAGCCGCCCCACAGUGGUGGCCUAGGUAUCCAUUCCCUGGUUGAGCGGCGGGACAUCUUCUCCAUCCACCAGGAUGGCAGCAAGGUUCAUAUUGGAGCCGUCGAGCUUCUGGAGCUCUAUGAUGAAGGCUAAUUAUGGGGAACCGACGGACCCGCAUGUUCAUGCAGGUAGGCACAUAGCAAGAGAUAUGUGCCUGUGCCCCCUUGGUGCUUUCGGAGAUUUGAUGGGAGAUUGGUCAUGGUCGAGUGGUGGACUUCUUAGGGGAUUGCUGGCUGGCUGACAUUCCACUGUGCAAAUGACCCACCUUUUGCUGUGCAAAUGACCCACCUUUUGCGACCCCAAAGGAUUGGAGGGGUGCAGAGUUUGUGAUCUAUUAGCCUCAGGAGGGUGGGAUUUGGAUGGAGACCUCGUCUGACGAGUCUUUAGCGAGAAGUUGGGCGAGUGGGUGUUAACAAUGCCGAUUAUGGUGGCUAAGACAGGGGAUAGGCAGGUGUGGAGCUGGACGAGGAGGAUAGAGGUGUAGACACAGGACUUUAUCAGGUUGGUGAGGAGGCCUGCAGCUAGACAGAUGGAGGUGGGGUGGAUCUGGCGGCUACGUAUUCAUCCUCGAGUGGCUUUGUUUGUUUGGAAGGAGAGUCAUGGUCCGACGAGGGGUGCGCGUCACCCCAGGAUGUUGGGCCUGUCAGGAGACGAAGGAGACCAUAUUCCAUGUCCUCUUUGGUUAUCAGAGGGCGGCCGCAUUAUGGGAGUGUGCCUCAGCCUGCUUUGGUUUGCGUUAGAGUUGGCCGUCGACAGAGGAGUUUCUGGCUCUACUGACUGAGUCCUCUCGAAGUCCCAAGCUUCUAUCUUUGGGGAUUAUGACAACCUAUGUAGCUUAUCAUUGCUGGCUAGAUAGGAAUGCUUACAUCUUUGAGGACAGAGCUAAGCUCUUAAGAGUUGUUAUUGACAGGGCCCUACUUCACGCGACACGGGUACUUGAGGUUACUACGUCGUCGUCCUUUGGGGCGACAAAAAAAAUCUGGAGCUCUCAUGUCGCUCACGUAGCGCUCAUGUGUAUUCUCAUUUUCUAGAAGUCUCUUUCAUUCUGAUUUCUUCAAGGUAAACUUCGACGACAGCACCUAAAUAGGUAGUUGGUGCGGUAUCAGCUUUGUCAUUAGAGAUUAGCAUACCAAACUAAUGGCGGCUAAAGAACGGCGCAUCUUCGACUACUCUGUCGAAAGUACUGAACUGAGAGCAGCAUAGGAGGGAGCAUACUAUAUGAGACGAGUGUUGGAGGCCGAUCACCUUAUUAUUGAGAGGGAUACUGCCACUGUGAUCCAGGAGAUCCAGAAGACCAAAAGCGCUAAUAAAGGACUGCGACUGCUCCACAAUAUUCACUGUCUACUAGAUGAAUGCAUCUCCCAUCGAGCAUCUCAUGUCUACAUAGAAAACAGUGUCGCAGAUUAAAUGAUCUCCUAUACGGCUCAUCAUUCAAAUACUUAAACUAAGUGGAUCAAACUUCUAUCCCAUCUUUCUUGGGGUCCAUGUACUAAAACAGAAAAAAAACACUAAAAAAGAAAAAACGAGGGCAACUUACUUUAUAAAGAACCACAUCUGCUCGUCACGCGACCCAUGCGGCGCAGCAGUUACAACACAGGAAGCUCCUCCCUCCUUUGUACCACAUCAGCUAUGCUUGAUUCUAAUUAUUUCCAUAAAGCUGUAUAAUAUAUCCGACUAAAACAAAAAAAAUCUGAAAUUAAACAAUUUCCAAGUACAUGCAUCAUCCAAUGCCCUCACUAAUUGCUCUUGGGCAUUUCACAAACCCACAGGCCAAGUUAGAUUCCAGAAAUAAAAAGUUCUGGACACAUUAAA
Phoenix dactylifera (date palm) is the source of this 4171-nucleotide messenger RNA. The record is from RefSeq and is a predicted model, not a curated record. Lineage: Eukaryota; Viridiplantae; Streptophyta; Magnoliopsida; Arecales; Arecaceae.